Messenger RNA from Anopheles coustani, 1235 nucleotides. RefSeq lists its product as uncharacterized. Lineage: Eukaryota; Metazoa; Arthropoda; Insecta; Diptera; Culicidae. Gene Ontology annotation, cellular component: Ndc80 complex; kinetochore. The coding region runs from base 60 to 1235 and encodes 391 amino acids. The transcript has 6 exons. The record is from RefSeq and is a predicted model, not a curated record.
GUUGAAUCAGUUGUGGUUAGCACCAUUUGUGAAAACAUAUCGUUCGUGAGAAAGUUAACAUGAGUAACACGGCUUUUAUCGACGACUGGAAUAGCAUUAUCCCGUUCAAAAUCAAGGCUGCAGAUUUAGAAAAACCAACUGAGCAAUUUUUGUACAAAGCAGUGCUGCAUAUUUUCAAAUUGAUGCAUUACGAUGUAUCGAUCUACGAACAUAUGUACACCGAGGGGGCUGAUACUUCAACUGUUAAAAGAGAGUUCGUGGCCCGGAUCAAUUACAUUUACCAAUUAUGCUCGGAUUCUAAGCAAACAUCAUUUUACUAUGUCGAUCUUGUGAAACCUACGGCGAAAAAAGUUAUUCAUUUGCUUAAAAUUCUUCUUAAUUACUUGUUCUACAUUAACAUGGUAAAAGAGACUGUUUUGGAAAAUGCCAACAAUUGCAUCGAAAAUUAUUUUGAAUUGAAUGCCAAACUAAACCAGGAGCAAGCAGCAAAUGAGGAGAAGAAAAUUCGAGCAUGUAAUAUGAACCGGCAUAUCGAUGAUUUGAAAAGCAAACUCCCUGAGAUGAGUCGGCAAAUUGAAUCGCAAGAACAAUGUAAACAGAAUUUACAUGAAAAACUAGUGGCUCUAAAAGCAGCCCAGCAAGAACUGGCCGACAAAAUAGUGCUGCUUAAACUAGAGUAUGUCGAACUGACUGAACAGAAAAUCACAGACGAAGAAGUGUGUGCGUUAAAAGCUACAUAUGAGGCACUAGAACGGGAUAUUGAAUCACUAACGGAAAGUGAAAAAAUAAUGCAAAGAACAAACGCUAUUCAUGUAAAAACUAUAAGUGAAAUGAAACCUUGCAUAACACUUUUAGAGAAACUGCUCCAGUCAACAUUAGAUGACUCUUGGAAGACUAUACGCAGUGACGUAGAGCAGUUAACGUCGUUAUGUGACAAGGCUGAGAUAAAAUUUAAUGGUCUGUUGAGUAUGGCUGAUACACUCAAUUCAAACUGCACAGAGAUUGAAAUGCAUUUGGAAGAACGCCAACAAGAAUUAUGUGUACGACAGAAAGUGCUUGAUAAAAGUAAAAAGAGAAAUGAUAGCAAAUUGAACGAUUACGAAAAAUAUGUGUCAAAUUUAAAUGAAACUAAUGAGCUGCUGGAACAGAUAUUGAUGCAACAAAGAAUGGAAGUAGCGCGAAUAAUUGACAUGUCAAAAGAAUCAAUAAAUUUAAUCAAUAAAUCAAUUAUAUAA